AUGGCACAGCAGGCACAUGUGGACGUGCGUCAGGAAAGGGAUGAGCAGCAAGAUGCACGCCAGCAGGAAGCUGAGGAGACUCGCCUCAAGGAGCUGCUGUACAGGGCCGAGACAGAGCGCCUGCAGCUGCAGCAGCGCGCCGGCGCCUUGGAGCGCGCGGGCGACGUGGCGGCCGCCGCUGCCGAGCAGCUCCGCGCGCGCAUCGCGGAGGGCGCCGCCGCGCUGGCGGCCAGCGAGCGCCGCUGCGCUGAGCUGGCGGCGGCGCGGCAGGACCUCGAGGCGCGGCUCGCCGUGGCUGUGCGGGAAUACACGGCGAACGACAUCCUGGCCGUCGGCCUGAGGGAGCGAAUCGCGUCGCUGGCGCAGCGGCUGCGCGAGAGCCAGGACGUGUGUGCCGGCCAGGCAGCCAGGAUCGCGAGCUUCCAGGGCGAUAUGGACGCCCUCGCCUCAUCCAAUGCGUCGCUGACCACCGUGGUCGCCGGCCUGGAGGGCGCGCAGCUGCGCCUGCAGCAGCUGCUGGAAGCUGCCGAGCGGGCCAGGGAGCAGGGGGAGCUGGAGCUCGCGGACACUCGGGACCGGCACCGGCGGGAGGAGGAGGGGAUGAGGGCGGCGGUCGCGGCGGCGCGGGCGGAAGCGGAGGGGGCGGCGGCGCAGGCCGCGGAGGUGGGGGUCCAGCUCGCGGCGCGGCAGGCUGAGCUGGAGGAGGCAGGGUGCAGGGCCCGCGAGGUGGAGGCCGAGCUGUCUGACAUACGGCACCUGGCCAUCCUGCUGGCCAAGACGGCCCAGCUGCAGGGCGCGCAGGCGCUGCCCCCCUCGGACCACGCGGUCUGGGCGGCGACCGGCGCGCUCGGCGGCGUGCAGCACACGCUGGACGUCGUGAUGAGUCACCUCAAGGCCCAGGAGUCAAAGGUCAGGGCGGGCGUGUCCCAGGCGGAGCUGCUGCAGGACCGCCUCACGGCAGAGAGCAACGAGAGGGCGGUGCUCGCGCAGGACCUGCGGGACGCCCAGCUGCUGUAUGCCAAGGCUGUGGCCGACAGGGAGGGCUUCGAGUCGCGCGCCGCCGCCGCAGAGGCGGAGAAAAAGCUGGCGGCGGCAGACCUCGACCGCGCGAAGCAGCAGGCCGCCGGCGACGCGGCGCGGCUGCGGGAGCUGCAGGACAGCGUGCUGGCCCUGACUGCCCAGGUGGCGGCGCUGCAGCCGCUGGCGCCCAGGGUGGACACCCUUGAGGCGGAGAAUGCUUCGCUGGAGGGAGCCCUAGAGCGGACUGACGAGGCCCUGCAGGUUUGGCUCCUGCACAGGGCCGUUGCGUGCCGCAUACUAGGCAAGGCGCUGCUUUUCAUCGCUGCCGCCGGGGCUGUGAACACGUACGGUGCUUGCGUGUCGCCUGGCGUGUGA
Messenger RNA from Monoraphidium neglectum, 1395 nucleotides. RefSeq lists its product as hypothetical. The transcript is spliced from 7 exons. Bases 1 to 1395 code for a protein of 464 amino acids. The record is from RefSeq and is a predicted model, not a curated record. Lineage: Eukaryota; Viridiplantae; Chlorophyta; Chlorophyceae; Sphaeropleales; Selenastraceae.